Messenger RNA from Dioscorea cayenensis subsp. rotundata (Guinea yam), 965 nucleotides. Its product is annotated as transcription factor bHLH110-like. NCBI's taxonomy places the organism in Eukaryota, Viridiplantae, Streptophyta, Magnoliopsida, Dioscoreales, Dioscoreaceae. Gene Ontology annotation, molecular function: DNA-binding transcription factor activity, RNA polymerase II-specific; protein dimerization activity; RNA polymerase II cis-regulatory region sequence-specific DNA binding. The record is from RefSeq and is a predicted model, not a curated record. Bases 18 to 629 code for a protein of 203 amino acids. Gene Ontology annotation, biological process: regulation of transcription by RNA polymerase II. Gene Ontology annotation, cellular component: nucleus. The transcript is spliced from 6 exons.
UUCCCAUCUCUUUAGGAAUGGAUCAUUUACAGGCUAAUUUGGAUGUCUUGGCUUCAGCUACUAAGUUUGGCAGGAGUUUUUCACAGUGCUCUCUCAAUAACAAUAUGGCAUUGUUCAAAGAACACUCACCAUCUCAUGAGCUUGAGCAUUUUCAAGAACCAAACCAAGUUCUAUCCAAUGGAUAUCACAAUAAGAUAUCAUCUUUAGUUCCUGGAGCUGCAGCAGUAUCUCAAACAGUAAACAAAAAACCACGCAUGGAGCAGCGUUCUUCUUUCUCUCCUUUCAAGGUAAGGAAGGAGAAGCUUGGAGACAGAAUUGCAGCACUUCAACAAUUGGUGUCACCUUUUGGCAAAACAGACACAGCUUCAGUGUUGAUGGAGGCAAUUGGUUACAUUAAAUUUCUCCAAGAUCAAGUUGAGACAUUGAGUGUUCCCUACAUGAGAUCUUCAGGAAAUAAGAAACUAAAGCCAAUGCAUGGAGGGGCUUUGGUUUGCGUCGAAGAAAAAGAAGAGCCGAAACCAGAUCUUCGAAGCCGAGGCCUCUGUCUUGUGCCAUUGUCUUGCACAUCAUAUGUCACAAAUGAUAAUGGUGGCCUCUGGUCACCACCAAACUUCAGAGGAGGAACUUGAGCUAAUUAAUUAAUAUGAAGUCUUGAUGAUCAAUCAAAGAGAUCAGAGAGUGUACAUGAGCUGAUGAAUAUUUACUUCAAAUUAAGUUUCCUUUAUUCAUGAAUCAUUUCAAAAUGAUUCAUGAUCUUAGAUUUCAGAAUUAAUGUGUCAUAACUCUGACCUUGCAAUCAGAAAAGGUUAGUAUUAAUGUUGUUGUUGUUGUUGUUGUUGUUAUUGUAUAUGAUGGAGCAAAUUUGAUCAGCUUUUGAGAAAGUUCUGAGACAGAACAAGUUUGCUCCAUUUUAGUGAUGUAACCAGUUGAUGGGUUCUCUUAGAAAAAUCUUGGUGGCACUUUCA